Phragmites australis (common reed) is the source of this 1106-nucleotide messenger RNA. Its product is annotated as fasciclin-like arabinogalactan protein 11. Bases 110 to 895 code for a protein of 261 amino acids. The transcript has a single exon. The record is from RefSeq and is a predicted model, not a curated record. NCBI's taxonomy places the organism in Eukaryota, Viridiplantae, Streptophyta, Magnoliopsida, Poales, Poaceae.
CACAAGCCUCCCUCAACACUGUCACACUGAGUUGCACACUUGCAUUGGACUGCAUUUCGUUGCGUUGCAUGCACAAAGCCAGUCACAAGCAGUAGCGAUCAUCAUCACCAUGCAGGCCAUGCAGAGACUUGUGCUCGUGCUCGUUGUGCUUUCCGUGGCCAUCACGGCGUCGGCGCAGGGCCCGACGGCGGCGCCGGCAGCGCCGGCAACGCCGACGCCGACUCCUGCGGCGCCAGCGCCCGCGGCCGGGACGACCAACAUCACGGGCGUGCUGGCCAAGGCCGGGCAGUUCAACACGUUCAUCCGGCUGCUGCGGUCGACGGGCGUGGCGACGCAGAUCGACAACCAGCUCAACAGCUCCGGCAACGGCCUGACGGUGUUCGCGCCCACGGACAACGCCUUCACCUCGCUCCCCUCCGGCACGCUCAACUCGCUCUCCGACCAGGAGAAGAACGCGCUCGUCCAGUUCCACGUCCUCUCCACGCUCAUCCCCAUGUCGCAGUUCGACACCGUCAGCAACCCGCUCCGGACGCAGGCCGGCAACAACUCGCCGGGGCAGUACCCGCUGAACGUGACGUCCGAGGGCCAGCAGGUGAACAUCUCCACGGGGGUCGUCAACGCCACCGUCGACAACUCGCUCUACUCCGGCGACAACCUCGUCGUCUACCAGGUGAACAAGGUGCUGCUGCCGGCGGCGCUCUUCGGGACGACGCCCGCGCCCGCACCCGCGCCGCUCGCGUCGGCCAAGAAGAAGGGCAAGACCCCGGCGUCCGUCGCGGACGCGCCCGACACCGACGCGUCCCCGGACGCGACUGCGUCUCUUGCGGCGGCGAGGGUGACGGGGGGUGGCCUCGCGGCGGUUCUUGCGUUGGCCGGAGUCUGGUGGGGGCUGUAGUGACGGCGAUGAGAGUGUGAGGUCUCCCGUAGUCCGCUAUUCCAUCUUUUUGUCUACUUUUCGAAGGUGUUGUUGGUCUUUUCGUUAUUCCUUUGGCCAUUUUUGGAUGAUUUGUUCUUCGCUACCAUUGCAAUUGCUAGGAGCAUGUUAUGUAAUUGGAGUCCCAUUUUUAUGUAAUGCUACUAAAUAAAUAAGAGUUGUGUAUAUUUCA